CGCGUCCACCCGCGCGUGAACCACCAACAAUAACAACAACAAACUACGUGACGGUAGACUCGUCAAGACAAAUCGAGGAGGAAACCCUUCCUCUGUAUAGACUGGAAAACUACUACCCUCUUUACAUCGGGGAAGUAUUCGUGUCGGGGUACCAGGUAAUCCGCAAGCUAGGAUACGGCACGUCGUCCACCGCGUGGCUCUCGAGAUCUCGAGUAAGCUUAAGCAUUCAAUAGCCUACCGCGUAGAACGCGGAUUAAACCUAUCUUGGAAAGCAACGGUUUAUCACACUCAAAAGGUCUGUGUCCAGGGCCGUGCUCCCGACCAUGAGAUCAAGAUCACCAAACACCUAACCAGCGCAGCCGAUCACGCUGGCAAGAGCCGAGUCCGUCUAAUACUAGAAUCCUUUGACACCAUCGGUCCUCAUGGACGACACACCUGUCUCGUCUACCAGCCGCUUGGGAUGACAUUUACCGAACUGCGAGAUCUACUCCCAGACAAUAUCUUCCCAAAAGAUUUUUUCCAAAAAGGUAUCCAGCUCGUCUUGAUAUCGCUGAUAUUCAUACACGAAGACAAUGUCGUCCACACCGGAGGUUUCCCCAUCAUACCUAGGUCGCCCUCACCCUCUAUCAAAUAGAAAGGCUAACCCACCUAGGCAUCUCCCCCAACAACAUCCCCCACGCCAGAGACGACUCCUCUCUCUUUUUCUUCUCUCUCUUUCUCAAUCUAAUCUCUCUAUUUUACCCCCUCCGAUCACCCACAGCUAUACACACUCCAGGAAAAACACUCUACCCAUCCCAAACCAAAUCCUCCGAACCCGAUCGCAGCGACUCACAAGCAACAACGAUGAUCACAUCCUCUUUCUCAAUUCAAUUCGCAGAAUCCUCCGCUGGCUACCUCAGGAGCGACCGUCAGCGGAGGAGCUCGCAGACGAUGAAUUUCCGAUGCAGCCUGUGUUGGCUCAAAUCAGUUCACCAGACUAAAACCCACUACCUACCCUACUGUAUAGAUCGAAUCAGCCCACCAUCACUGGCAAGGGAUGUAAAAAUAAUGAAAUAAUAAAAUAAUAAUCUUA
This is a messenger RNA of Aspergillus candidus, 1072 nucleotides long. RefSeq lists its product as uncharacterized. Bases 573 to 980 code for a protein of 135 amino acids. NCBI's taxonomy places the organism in Eukaryota, Fungi, Ascomycota, Eurotiomycetes, Eurotiales, Aspergillaceae. The transcript has a single exon. The record is from RefSeq and is a predicted model, not a curated record.